Molecule: messenger RNA, 1541 nt
Organism: Annulohypoxylon truncatum
Lineage: Eukaryota; Fungi; Ascomycota; Sordariomycetes; Xylariales; Hypoxylaceae
Exons: 4
Coding region: 13-1398 (461 amino acids)
Cellular component (GO): TRAPP complex; Golgi apparatus
Molecular function (GO): protein binding
Source: RefSeq, a predicted model, not a curated record
AGAAUCGCAACGAUGGAUCAGUCAACACAAAGAAAUUCUUCAAAAGGCCACGCCAGAAGUAAAUCUGGCGUAAAGUCUUCUCGGCCUAGGUCCUCCACCAAAGGGCCGCUCGAUGGAGAUGACGGUCAUGGCCCCCUAACAUCCCCCAUCCCCUCCCAAGCAGCCCGUUUCACCAGCACCCAAGCAGCCAGCCCACGUACCAGCCUCAACCUCUCGCGGGCCUCCCCAGCCCCGCGGUCUCCGGCCCUAAGCGCCACCGCGCCCGUAACAUCGAAGGACUUCUCCUUCCUGCUCCGGCCAGAGAUAUACCACCAGCUCUCACCCCUCUCCGUCCCAGCCCCCUUCCGCAACCCGGCGCGGCAGCCCGCGCCCGAGACGCCGAUCCCAGCGCUGCUGCAGCGGGGCCACUUCCGCGCGGCCGCGAUAGCCGCGGUCCAGGCGCUGACGAGCAGCCCCGUGAGCGCCGUCGCGGCGGCGGCCCACCCGCCCGUCGACCCGGCGGACCACGCCCGCGUCUUCGAGCUGCUGUACACGCGGCUCGCGUGCCUUUGCCUCAUCGACGCCACGUCGCUCGCCGCCCAGGAGUCCAAGGCCCUCGAGGACCUCAACUCGGCUUUCUACCUCGAUCCCCUGACCGGCGCGCACCUCGUGCCUUGGGAGCUGCGCGUGUUGGGGGUUCGUCUCCAGGCUAUUGGGUUCGGCGACCCGAGGCGUGCGGUUAUGAGCUAUUAUGAGCUGGCGCGCGAGGCGAGGGUCCAGGCUGCGAGGGCGGCGAAGUUGGGGGAGCAGGGUAGGGAGGAGGGACGGGUUUGGAGGGAGAGGUUAAGCGAGCUUGGGGUUAAGGUUGCGGGCGCGCUGAUUGAGAUGGAUGAUCUUGCUGGCGCGGCGGAGCAUCUGGCGACCCUUGGCGACGGGGAUGGUGGGAGCGAAGGGCGAGGACGCCUGGCUAUGAGCCGCGCGCUCCUGUGGUUGCAUUUGGGCGAUGUAGAGGCCGCGAGGCGUUGUGUUAGGGUCGCGGAUGACGAGGGUGCUUCGACGAAUGAGCGCAUCCUGACCGCGCUGGCGGAUAUGGCGGAUGGCGAGUACAGGACUGCACUAGAGGAGUGGCAAGAACUGAAAAGCACUAUGGAGGAGAAUGGUCAGCAUGAUGAGAUGGUUGGGGUGAAUUUGGCUGUGUGCCUUCUUUACACGGGGAAAAUGGCCGAGGCCAGGGAUAUCUUGGAAGGCUUGGUUGAUGCGGGUGACACGUCCCACACGCUGCUCUUCAACCUUACGACCAUGUACGAACUCUGCACUGAUCGACAUAAGAACCUGAAAAUGAAGCUGGCAGAGCGGGUGGCUUCUAAGCAGCCUUCGCAACUGGGAUGGGAGAAGACGAACGCGGAUUUUAAACUGUAGGUUAGGGUACUUAGAUAUGCAUAAUCGGAAUACAUCAUAUUAGCUUAGAAUUUGUAUUUGCGGGAGUUCAUCAAUAGACGUCAAUUGUAACUAUGUAUCUGAGUAAUCAUGGCUAUGUAUCUAGGUAAACUCCAAUUCCCCGU